GAGGAGGGUGGAGGAAAGAAAUGCACAGGCAGAACUUUGGGAAGUCGGGUCUCUUUAAAAAAAAAAAAAGGCAGUCCGUUCUGUUGAGUUUGCACCCCUGGCAAUAAAUUUGAGUCAGCACCAAAACGACAGCUCUGCAGUCCUCCUCCUCCGACGGAGGAACGGAGCGAGCGCUGAUCAGGUGGUUGCAGAACCCCUGGAAACGGCAGUACGAUGCAGCUGAGGCGGCAAAGCACAGCCCACAGACAAACUGUGGCUCCCGUCGAGAGCGAGCCGGCCUUUGCGUUGCCGUCUUCCGGGGAAAGGAUGCACUAAGGCUGCGGUGGGGACGAGGGCAACCAUGGAAAACCGGGUCUUGAAGGCGCCGCCCUGUGUCCUGGCUCUUCUCCUCAUCCUACCGGCCGUCCACGGGAUUUGUCCUUCGGUGUGUUUGUGCUCAGGAAACGACAGGCACGUGGACUGCUCGGGCAGGAACCUGACGGCGCUGCCCCACGGACUUCAGAGCAACAUCACCUACUUGAACCUGUCCUACAACCACUUGGUGGACCUCGACCGCCAGCUGACGCGGUUCACCAACUUGAGGACCCUGGAUCUGUCCCACAACUGGCUCCAGAACCUCCCGGCCCACCUGCCCAGGUCGCUGUGGGAAAUAUACGCGGCGUACAACAACAUCAGGGUCCUUCAGAAGCUGGACACGGCCUAUCAGUGGAACCUGAAAGUCCUCGAUGUCUCCAGGAACAUGGUGGAAAGGGCCGUCCUCAUCAACAACACCAUGAGCAGCCUCAAGUUCCUCAACCUUAGUAGCAACAAGCUCUGGACUGUCCCCACCAACAUUCCUUACAACACCGAAACGGUGGAUCUAUCUGACAACUUCUUGACACAAAUACUACCCGGCACACUGAUGAGGCUGACACACCUUUCCAAGUUUUACCUGCACAACAAUAAAUUCGCCUAUAUUCCUGAGGGAGCUUUUGACCAGCUUGUCCAACUACAACUAAUCACUCUUUACAACAAUCCAUGGGCGUGCGGGGAUGGUAGUGAGGAAGCCCUCUCCUAUGUCCAGAAAUGGGUGGGAGAAACCAGUGCUGUGGUAAUGGGGUCGCCGUGCUCCUUUGAGGCCACCACGUACUCGCCGGAUCCCACGACGGCAGAGAACCCGCUCCUUGUGAAAGCAAUGAAGGCGUUGCACACAGCUGGGCCGCCGCCAGCAACCGAACAAACCAGACUCGUGCACCAACAAUACAGAAUGAAAGAGAUCAGUCUAAGCGCGACGGUCGGGCGAACCAUCGCGUUCACCAGCACGGGCAGGCCGCUGUCCUUGCACCCGGAAGGGCUGGGCACAGAGAAGCUCAGCUCUUACGAAGCGGCCGCAGCCGGGCACACAAUCUACAUCCAAGAUACGUCCUCUCUGAACGCAAGCACAAUAGGCCUCGCGGGAUUGCCCACCACGCCAAUGACCUUGGGCAUCACCACAAACUAUUCCAAGAGACCUCAAAGCACAACGACUGCAAAGAGAGAGGAAUCGACCAAGAAAAUUCACCCUCGGGCACCCUCCAAAGCAGUCUCGGAGCGGUGCUCGCUCUUCGUCGUAAUGCUUGCCGUGGCCUCCCUAGAAAUGAGCUACGGAUUUGUGCUUAAGUGAAUACGUCGCUUUGUGAUUCCAGUGUGGAGGGAACGUAAAUGCUUGUGUGCCAUGUCUCCAAUGCAAGUAGAAAUGCCCGUUUAAGCGUCCGAAAGGUGACCAUAAAAAAAAAAAGAACGCAACUCCUCCUCAAUGAAAAGACUGCACAAAAUUAUGUCUUGAUAACCAAGCUGCUACUUAUUCUAACUAAUUACUGAAUUAAGGGGCGGGCGGGGGGAGAAGCCUAUCCAAUAAUAUAAUCGUUUCUAAAUGAAAUGUGCUUAUUUUGUAUUUACAUUUUUAAUUUUCUUCACACAAAUCUAUAUAUAUGAAAAUAUGUCCGUAUUUUAUGUAUUGAUUAUGAAUAGUUUUGUCAUUAAACAUCUGGAAAGAAAAAAAAAGGCCUGUAUUAUAGAUGCACUGCCUUGCUUGACUUGCCCGUCGGAGUCCUGUAAUAUAAAAGUCCUGGUCCUUUAUAAGAGAUGACAUGCAAAAAUGAAAAAAGGGGGAAAAAUAAAGACAUCUGAAACUCA
Molecule: messenger RNA, 2154 nt
Organism: Anolis carolinensis (green anole)
Lineage: Eukaryota; Metazoa; Chordata; Lepidosauria; Squamata; Anolidae
Gene: omg
Product: oligodendrocyte myelin glycoprotein
Exons: 2
Coding region: 341-1642 (433 amino acids)
Biological process (GO): neuron projection regeneration
Molecular function (GO): protein binding
Source: RefSeq, a predicted model, not a curated record